Messenger RNA from Staurois parvus, 369 nucleotides. NCBI's taxonomy places the organism in Eukaryota, Metazoa, Chordata, Amphibia, Anura, Ranidae. The record is from the annotation of a GenBank genome assembly.
UCGUCUGGCAAGACUCGACGGGGCACCGAGUCGUUGGCAAGACUGCGGGCACCGAGUCGUCUGGCAAGACCUGCAGGGCCCGAGUCGUCUGGCAAGCCGGGCACCGAGUCGUCUGGCAAGACUGCGGGCACGAGCCAACUGGCGGUAACAGCAGGCUUCGAGUGUCGUCUGGCAAGACUGCGGGCACCCCCGAGUCGUCUGGCGGAACAGCGGGCACGAGUCAACAGGCACGACAGUGGGCACCGGGUUCAUUCAGGUAUCGGAUUGUCUGGGCUCGACAGCGGGCAUCGGGUCACCAGGUAUGACAGCGGGCACUGGGUCACCAGGCACAGGCAGUGGGCACCGGGUCCACCAGGUAUGACAGCGGGC